UAAAGUCAGCUCGAAGUACCAGACUGUCCUUACUCACGCUUCCCUCAUGAACAAACCGACCAUGUGAUGUGGAUGCCCCCAGUUCGGGUUACAGAGAGAGGGAGGCUUCAGCUGAACGCAAACCUUUACACUGAUGGAGAGAAGCGACCAACAUCGGGAACAGUCCGUGCGUACGCUGUAAUUUUCCCAACAUGCAAUUUCUUUCCCAGCGCGGAUUAUUGCCACCACCGGGAGACCCCGGCCUGUAAUAGGGAGCAGCUGCAUUAACUCCUAUACGGAUUCAUUUCUUUCUUUGCCGCUGGCCAGGUCACUGAGCUGCGCACCAACUCUGGGUUUAACCACAGACAGCUGCAGGCAAGUUAAGAGGCGCAUUUGAACAACUCCUUCGUGUCCUAAAGAGGAGGAAACUUUCUUCUCCUGAUUACAUGACCUCAAAGCUGCAUAUUUUUCUCUUAAAAGUCCGGAUGAUGUUAAAGAGACAAUGGUAAGACAAAACCCCCCCACAAGAUUAAGUUAACCUUCAUGCAACACCAUCACUAUUAAUUUCACUGCUACAUCAUCUGUUAUUAUUGCUUUCAUUUUGCUUGCCAGAUUUUACCACCUGAUCAUUUUCAGAUAAAGCAGUGGAGAUAUGGACAUUUAGGAACUGCGGUUCCAUGGCUGCAGAAGUGUUAAUCGGCCUGGACCACGAUGCUGUUCACAGCCUGCGGUUUCAGAAACAAAACAACAGUUGUACCUUACAAACUGACAGUUCACUUGUCAAAGACACUGUCUCAUCAUAUGACUCUGCUCUGACUCAAGUCCGUGUCAGGGUCUGCUUGGCAAGGCAUGGGUAACUCUUCCAGGAAGGGUGAGGAGGAAGAGGAAGAAGAGGGGACAAAAGAUGGUGAAGAGGAGGACACAAAAAAGAAGAAAGAUGUGGAGGAGGUAGAGGUUGAGCUUCCACUGGGGGUGGAGGAGCUGUUGGAGAGUGGUGAUCCCGUCUUGGACCUGAGCUACCGUAAAUUCAGGCGACUACCUUUGCGUGUUUGCGAGCUGUUGCAUCUGGAGAAGCUGUAUGUUUGUGGGAACCGACUGCGGACAGUGCCGGACAGUUUCUCCCAGCUACAGGGUCUGCGGACGCUCGCCCUUGACUUCAACAAGUUGGAAGAUGUUCCCUUGGCUGUCUGUGAGCUCACCAACCUCACCCAUCUCUACUUGGGCAACAACCGGCUGAUGAACCUCCCGCCUGAGUUUAUAAACCUGAAAAAUCUGAGAUGCUUCUGGAUGGAGAGUAACUUCUUCCAUAGAUUUCCACAAGAGCUCUAUGACCUGCCAAACCUUACGUCCCUGCAGAUGGGGCACAACCGGCUGAAAAGGCUGCCUCAUGAUUUUUGUCGAAUGGAAUCUCUAAAGGGAUUGUGGCUUUAUGGAAACCGCUUCGAAAUCUUCCCCAAGGUCCUGCUGCACAUGAAGACCUUGGAAAUCCUAGACUUCGACCGUAACAAAAUAACAGAGCUUCCCAGCCUGAAGCGUCUCUGCUCCCUCCACCUGUUUUCCUAUGACCACAACCCCAUCAAGGAACCUCCUAAAGUAGGCGAGGAAGUAAUUCUAGUUGGGGAAGGGGCUGCUGAGUUCAUGGAGGUGCGUGAGGCCAAGAAGGAGAGACGACGCAAGGCCACUGAGGAAAAGGCUGAGGAGCUGGCUCUGGCUGAAGAGGAGCCAGUGAUCCAUGGAAUUCUAAAGAACAGCAACUCCAGCUCAAAACCAGCAAUAGACGAAGCUGCCGUGGACAUCGAAGACUCAGAUGUUAAAGAAGAAGAAACAUCAGUGAGGGAGGAGCAGGAAGACUGCGUGGAGCUGCCAGUGACAGAGUAUGACGGUGCUGACCUUGAAUAUGAUGAAGACAUGGUUGAAUAUGAGACAGAAGAGAUCAUAUGUGAGGGAGAGGGAUUUGAGUAUGAGGAAGAGGGGCUGGAGUAUGAAAACGUUUCAAUGGACUAUGAGUAUGAAGAUGGGGAGGAGCUAGACGAUACAGGGGGACAAGACGAGGGGGCAUGAAAAGCCCCACAAUCUCCCAAAAUGUAUUGGUUUCAGGUGAAAACAGAUGAUGGACAAAACAGCAGAUUCAUGAAUACAACAUAUUCCCAGAUGUGCUGCUAAUUAAUAAUCUGUAAUCAACUGUGAAAAUGAACUAUCUUUAAUUAUAUUUCUGUAAAACAACAACACCAGUGACAUCUCUCUUGACUGCACAUUAUCAGGUUAAGUGUAACUUAUUGUCAGAUUGUUCCUAUUAAAUAUUCAGCUGAAUGAAGCCGAUGCCAGUCCUUUGUCACUGAAGAUACUGGAUGUUUACUGAACAGUCGUUUCUGCUCAUCACAGUCAGUACCUGUAUUAAGUGUUUGUCAGUUUUAAGUCUUUAAAGCC
Molecule: messenger RNA, 2406 nt
Organism: Girardinichthys multiradiatus
Lineage: Eukaryota; Metazoa; Chordata; Actinopteri; Cyprinodontiformes; Goodeidae
Product: leucine-rich repeat-containing protein 10B
Exons: 1
Coding region: 829-2040 (403 amino acids)
Molecular function (GO): protein binding
Source: RefSeq, a predicted model, not a curated record